Platichthys flesus (European flounder) is the source of this 3004-nucleotide messenger RNA. It is a transcript of the gene faxca, whose product is annotated as failed axon connections homolog, metaxin like GST domain containing a. The transcript has 6 exons. The record is from RefSeq and is a predicted model, not a curated record. NCBI's taxonomy places the organism in Eukaryota, Metazoa, Chordata, Actinopteri, Pleuronectiformes, Pleuronectidae. The coding region runs from base 176 to 1414 and encodes 412 amino acids. Gene Ontology annotation, cellular component: cytoplasm.
GCUGCGGAGGAUGUCGACCCCGCUGCGGGGACAAGCCCCGGGCGAGACGCUAGUGUCCGGCCGGCCGCCGCUCACCCCGUCGCCCCUCACCCGCGGCCCCCGGCGCCCAUGAAGCCGCGGCCGAUGACUCCCCGAGCAGCUGGCGUGAGGCGGAAAGUGGCCGGAGACAGAGAGUAUGUACUGGCGCGUCGGGUUCGCCUGGACGCGGUCGUGUGUGGUUGAUCUCGGCCAGAACCAGAGCUUCUUCUGCGGCCCAUUGGGCACCGGCGAGGAGCUGUCGUUUUAUGGGUGCAUCAUCGCCUUCCCCCUGCAGGACCACAGCGGGAUCAUGUCCGCUCUGGGCUCGGACUCGUGGUGGAGGAAGACGCUGUAUCUGACCGGAGGGGCUCUGCUCGCUGCCGCUGCCUAUCUGCUGCACGAACUGCUGUCCAUCAGAAAGGAAGAAGAGCUGGACUCUAAAGAUGCCAUCAUACUCCACCAGUUUGCCAGGCCCCAAAGUGGCGUUCCGUCCCUGUCCCCUUUCUGCCUUAAAAUGGAGACCUACCUUCGCAUGGUUGACCUACCCUACCAGAACUACUUUGACGGGAAGCUUUCGCCGCAGGGUAAGAUGCCGUGGCUCGAGUACAACCAGGAGCAGGUGUUUGGCUCGGAGUUCAUCAUGGACUUCCUGGAGGAGAGGCUGGGCGUGAACCUCAACAAGAGCCUGACACCGCAGGAGAAGGCCAUGUCCCGCGCCAUCACCAAAAUGGUGGAGGAACAUUUCUACUGGACCAUAGCUUACUGUCAGUGGGUGGACAACCUGGAGGAGACCCAGAAGAUGCUGUCGGUGAGCGGACCGCUGAGUGACCUACUCAAGUGGAUCCUGAGUCACCUGACCGGCGGGAUCGUCAAGAGGGAGAUGUACGGCCACGGGAUCGGGCGCUUUUCAAAGGAUGAGGUUUACGCCCUGAUGGAGAAGGACAUGCGCACCCUCGCCACUAUUCUAGGUGAUAAGAAGUACCUCAUGGGCUCGCGUCUUUCCACAGUAGACGCUGCAGUGUUCAGUCACCUGGCUCCUGCUAUGUGGACACUACCGGGAACACGUCCGGAGCAGCUAAUCAAAGGCGAGCUGAUCAACCUGGCCAUGUACUGUGAGCGUAUCCGCCGGCGCUUCUGGCCCGAGUGGUUCGUGGACCUGGAGGACUUCUACUACAGCGACACCACCGAGGGCAGCGACUCGCACUCCAAACUCCCUGACCUGGGCCUCUACUCCUGCACGGACACGUUCCAGGAAGACACAAAAACACACACUUCCCCCGCCCCCACUCCACAGGACGCCCCGUCGCCGUCCCCGGACAGCGACCCCACAGGCUGCUCGCUUUAUGACUCUGACAUGGACACAGAGUGCUCCGAGAUGGACCAGCUCAAGUGUUGACAACACUUACACGGCUACAUGCGCGCACACCACAGGAGGGCGCUGCUUCCCACCUGCAGUAAGGCCCCCCCCUACCUCUUAGAACAGUGAAUAACUGGGGAGUGUUUCUGGUGUGGAGAAAUCGAGGAUGUACAGGUUUAACUGUAGUGGAGGAAUGAUCGCUAUAGAGGGAAAGGGAGUGAAGGAUAGUUUAAAAAGUCAGAGAUGGACGGAAGAAAAAAGGGAGGCAGCUGUUAAAGGAAAGGAGAAGCGAUUCAGAAAAUGAUUGAGAAGUAAUAAAAACCAGGAGUGAAUGACGCUGCUGCUGAGAAACUCCUCCACGUGGUCGACAUCAUCUGCAGUCACAACCUGUCAUCCCGUUGCUGUAACCUGUGUGUGGCCCCCUCCUCCCCCGUAGCAACUUGCACCGCCCGGCCUUGUGUGAGUUUUCGACCGAACCGAACCCUCAAACGCCUUGUACCCGAUAUGUCGUCCACUUGUAGGCACCUGUACAGGAUUCACGUGAACCAAGACGAGUCAGUGUAAAUAUACAAAAGGAUCUGAUUGGAUUCUCAGAUUUAAUAGAUAGAAUAUUUAAUUCUAUAUGAGUAUAAAUAGUAUAGAUAGCUUGCAAAUAUAAAAACCAUCCCCUCUGUGAUAUGGUGUAAAUAAUGUCUGUGUUUCCUCUGUGAAAUCCAUUUUGUGUUGGACACAAAUUGUCUCGUGAUAGUCUCCAUGAUUACCCACUCCGCUGGUCUAGGAUCAGAACAUGACCUCUCGUGUGUGUGUCCUUCUACACAACUGGGAUAUUACAGUCAUUUCCGUUGGGCCAUAUUUAAAGAGUCUAGUUGUAGAUAGUGGAUAUAUUAGAUUGUAAAGCACUUGAACAUAUUAUUUUGUCUUAUUAAGAUGCUUAUUUUGCCAAAAAAAACCAACAACAACCACAUCCUUAGAAUAAUAUGGCGACAAAUAAGCUGUGUCUCAAUUCAGCAGCAGCUGCAUUCAGAGGACGUGGUCUGCACAGCGCAGGACACCCCCCUCCUUCAUGGGCCUUGUAGACCGCCAAGCAACCCGUCACCAGCUCGUCCCGAGACAAGAGGAGAGAGUUUUAAUAUCACUUGCUUUGUCUUAACGUUUCGGUUUCAUUGAUGUGUGAUACUCAAGCAUUGCACCUCUCCUUGUCAUUACCACAUGGUUUGUCUCUGAAUCGCAAUGCAUGCUGGGAUAGGUUGAGCCAGGAGGGGUCCACUUGUUGGAGCCUUUGUUUGUUGUUUGCCGCAUUUGUAGGAGCCUUCGAAAUGGGACAGGCAGGUCGCGCCGCUUGACCCCUGAGUCGAGACACAGCUUUACUGUCAUGCCCCUGUGUUGUUUGUCUUUCAGGACAUUAGUCACGCAGACACUUACAUGCAUUAAGAGCGAGUCAAACAAUCACGUAGGAACAGAUAGAUAUAUAAAAUGAAUGAAAGUGCAUGGCUGGCGCGUCCCUUUACACUUCAUGUGGAUAGUUUUAUCUGCAUCUCUAAGCUGGCCUAUCUGAGUUUGACGUCGUGAAGCAGUUUGGGUUUUUCCUAAAUCAAAGAUGUAGCCGAUGGAUCGUGAAAAACACUUUUU